Molecule: messenger RNA, 1686 nt
Organism: Neltuma alba
Lineage: Eukaryota; Viridiplantae; Streptophyta; Magnoliopsida; Fabales; Fabaceae
Product: disease resistance-like protein DSC1
Exons: 4
Coding region: 379-1266 (295 amino acids)
Biological process (GO): defense response
Molecular function (GO): ADP binding
Source: RefSeq, a predicted model, not a curated record
AGAGGAUGGUGCUUGGAUGAGCUCGAAAAAAUAAUCGACUGCAAGAAUGUGAACAAACAGAUUGUUUUACCUGUUUUCUCCAAGAUAAGGCCCUCACAUGUACGAAAUCAGAAAGGCACUUAUGAAAAUGCAUUUGCUAAACAUGAAUCGAGGUUUCAAGGAAACGACUUGAAGGUGCGAAAUUGGAGAUCAGCCUUGAAGAAUGCUGCUGACAUAUUUGGCUAUGUUUCAUACAAAUUCGACGAUGACGCUAAGCUCAUUGAUAAAAUUGUCGAAGAUGUUUUGUUAAGAUUGAAUGUUAUCCAUCCUUGUCCUAGUGAAUCACAAGGCCUUGUUGGAAUUGAUCAACAUGUUGCGCGUAUUAGAUCAUUUUUGGAAAUGGAAUCAAAAGAAGUUCAAAUCCUUGGAAUUUAUGGUAGGAGUGGCAUGGGUAAAACAGCCAUUGCACAAGUUGUAUAUGACGAAUUCUCUUCCCACUUUGAAGGCCGUUGCUUUUUACACAAUGUCAGAGAAGAAUCGGAAGAGCAUGGGCUGGAAUAUUUAAGUGACAAACUUAUUUCUAAACUGCAGGAGGAUAAAUCCAUUCCUGUUCAAGAGAUGCCUAUUAGUAAAAGAAGAGUUUUUGUGGUGCUUGAUGAUGUGAGUACUCGAGAACAAAUAAAGCAUCUGGUUACAGAGGGAAUUUGUUGGGGACCUGAUAGUAAAGUCAUUGUAACAAGCAAAAAGAAGCAAGAGCUAGCUGCUGCAGGAGGACUACUUCAUGAGAUGUAUGAGGUCAAGGAAUUGGACUUUGAAGAAUCCCUCAAGCUUUUCAGCUUAAAUGCCUUCAAAAAGAGCCAUCCUGAAAGGGGAUAUGAAGAACUUUCAAAAAGACUAGUUGCUUAUGCCAAGGGCCUUCCUCUAGCUUUGAAAGUUCUGGGUUUGUGUCUUUGUUCCAGAGACAUAGAAGCAUGGGAAAAUACAUUGAGAAAACUUGAGAAGCAUGCCCCUCCUCGAAUUCGAGAUGUGUUGAAAAUGAGUUAUGAUGGAUUAGAGGUUGUACAAAGGCAGAUAUUUCUUGGUCUCACUUACUUUCUUGGACGAAAACGUAAAGAUCAAAUCAUGAGCCUAAAUGAUGCCAAUGGCAUUUUUGGUACUAUUGGAAUAAAAGAACUUCUAGAUAAAGCUCUUAUAUUCGUUUCAAACGACAAUAUAAUACGGAUGCCUCACUUGAUUCAAGAAAUGGGUUGGGAAAUUGUUUGCCAAGAAUGGAACAAAAAAUACUGAACAAUCUCAGUGCUGGAUGGACUUUGUGGUACGGUAUGAUCUGGCGCGUUAUGCAGGCCCAGCAAUGUUGUUUGGAACAGAAUACUGGGACCUCUGAAAGCUUUGAAAGCUGAUCAUACCAUUAAAGCUCUCAGAUGUAGAUGGUCUCUAUCCAGUGAAACAAACAAAUUGCCAUCUUCUGCCAGCUGCACUCCUACGCUUCAGAAGAAGUGUCUAACAAGGUGUGCAGUGUUGGUGCAUCCAGAAGAAAUAGCCCAAAAAACUGUCCAAUGUUUAUUUUAGUUUCUUGUAUGGAGCAAAAGAUAUGUAAUUUGUGAGUAUUGUAUCAUUUAAUAUUUGAGAGCUGAAUUAUGUAUAUGUAAUGCAAUCUUUGUAAAUAGUAGUUUUGAAAUGGAUAAAAGGUUAUAGGUUUUUCCACAA